GAACAUAGAGUAACUGAGAAACAGCGAGAGGCAUAAGGGGCUAAGAUCUGGUGACUAAGGGGGGGUCCCUUAGUCAUGUGACUAAGUGAAUCUUAGCCCUUCCACCUCAUUAAAAUCCAAUGGUCCUGAUUAAUCCAAUUUAAUGUAGGGCAAUGUAGUAAUUUAAUUAUUUAAUUUUCAUUUACUAAUUAAAAUAAAUAAAAAAUCAGCCCCAAUCCUUUUCCUUCUCCGCGCGACCUGCGUUUUUUUUAUUCCCCAGCGACUUCCGAUCCCGCCGGCGGCCGGCCGCGUGUAGUUCGCCGGCGCCCCAUUUUGACGGUCGCAAUAAUUCCCCCUUGAGAAUUAAAUGGCCCACGAUAACAUACAGAGAGAGAUUCCCCCCUUGAGAAUUCAAUAUCUCACGUCAGAGAGAGAGAGAGAGAGAGAGAGAGAGAGAGAGAGAGAGAGAGAGAGAGAGAGAGAGAGAGAGAGAGAGAGAGAGAGAGAGAGAGAGAGAGAGAGAGAGAGAGAGAACUUUUUCGGCGACGGCGGAGCAGUUUCCCGGCGACCAGAGACGGUGGUGGAUGAUUUUCCGGCAACAGUAUUGAGUUCGUGAUGUUUGUAAUGUUUAUAUUACUAUUUUGUAUACAUUGUAAUGUUUGUAAUGUUUGUAAUGUUUGUUUGUCUAGUUUGUAUACUUUAUGUUAUGAUUUAUACACUUUCUAUUCAUUGAUUUGUAUUUGUAACUUUUGUUAUUCAAGUUUGUAUACUUUUAUGUUAUGAUUUGUAUACUUUGUAUUCAUUUGUUUGUAAUACAAGUUUACCAAUCUGUAUUGUAAGUAGUGAUAUUCUGUACGUGUAGUAUGCUUUGUACUGUUUGUAAUGUUUGUUUGUAAUGUUUGUUUGCAAUGUUUGUAAUGUUUGUUAUUUUGUAAUGUUUGUAAUGUUUGUUAUUUUUGUCCACAUGUUUGUAAUGUUUUUUGCAUCUCAGAGGAUAAGAUCUAAUCAAUGGCGUCGUGGAAUUCAUUUCCCCUGGAAAUCACUUAUCAAACACUGGGCUGGCUCGCCUUCGUCUCAUGGUCCAUCAGUUUCUACCCUCAGGUCAUCUUGAAUUUCCGUCGCAAGAGUGUGGUGGGACUGAGCUUGGAUUUCCUGCUGUUGAAUUUGACCAAGCACUCUUCCUAUUUGAUAUACAACGCCGUGCUCUACUUUAGCCCUGCUGCUCAGCAGCAGUACUUCGAGAAGUAUGGCUAUGAACAGAUGAUACCAGUUGCCGCGAAUGAUGUUGCUUUCUCUAUACACGCUGUUGUAUUGACAGCGAUCACGCUGUUCCAAGUCUUCAUCUACGAACGAGGAACUCAGACAAUCUCCAAGAUCUCGAUAGGAAUAGUCAGUGUAGUAUGGCUAUUCGCUGCAGUCUGUGUCUUCGUUGCUUUACCUAGCCAUUCUUGGCUAUGGCUCAUCUCCAUCUUUAACUUCAUUCAAGUCUCCAUGACGGUGAUCAAGUAUAUCCCACAGGCAGUAAUGAACUUCAUGAGGAAAAGCACUGAGGGGUUCAGCAUCGGCAACAUUCUGCUUGAUUUCACCGGUGGUGUUGCCAAUUACGGACAAAUGGCUACACAAUCGAUCGACCAAAAUUCUUGGGUGAACUUUUAUGGCAACAUAGGGAAGACAUUGCUCUCUUUGGUUUCAAUUUUCUUCGACAUUUUGUUUAUGGUCCAACAUUACAUUCUUUAUCGACCGAAGAAAACGAGUGGUAUCAAUGGGAAGGCGACGGACAAAGGGAACAACGAUCCACUUAUCGAUUCUUCUCAUGAUCAUCAGCCACAAGCUUCAAAUGUUUGAGUCUUGGACAUCUAAGUUCUUAAGUGAAGGGGUGUCGAUUCUUGUAAGUAAUGCAUUGGGAAAUAAUAUGAAAUCCAACUUGUUUCAGCUUUGGUUUUAGUGGUUUUCGUGAAGGUGGUUGGCUGAUAACCUCCCAAAUUUUAAUUGAAGUUUACAUAUAGCACAAUCUCAUGUUAUAAAAUCGCUAUACUCAUCAAAUCUUGAUCUGACUAGCAUUUGUGUGUCGAUUAUGUCAUUGUAACUAACACAAGCCACUCUAAAACUUGACUCCACCUUUAUCCUACAAAGAAUUUUUAAAAUGUCAUAAAUUUAAAGAUUGCCA
Molecule: messenger RNA, 2146 nt
Organism: Linum trigynum
Lineage: Eukaryota; Viridiplantae; Streptophyta; Magnoliopsida; Malpighiales; Linaceae
Source: the annotation of a GenBank genome assembly